AUGAAGGGAAUCACAGGAGCACCAUACAAGGCACGUUGUGAUGCUUUGACCAUCACAGAUGUGUCCUGGUUGCCUUACAUUGAGCAUCGGGGGGUUAGGGCCUUUGAGCUGAUUUCAUCAUUCCAUGGUCAACUGAGAUGGGGUCCUAUGGUGAUCACAGCUCGACCAGAGAGGGUGCUACGGCAGUUUGGUUACAUUCAGAGCAUCCCUCUGCCGCCUGUUAGUGCUCGAUUGUCACAUGAUGAUAUAGAUGACAGGUGGAUGCAUUUCGCGGACCACGUACUAGCUGUGGGUGAGCUUUGUCUAGUGCCUAGGCAGGUAUCUGCGGAUUACAUGAAGUGGUUUUUCCGGAUAUCUCACCCAUUCAUGAUACCGACCCAGGUAGGUGACCAGCCUAGAGAUGCACCUGCCGCAAACCCUGAGGAGUACAUGCAGCCGCCCAGCCCCCAGGUUCCAGUGGCAUUUGACCCCCCUCCACAUGCAGUGGAUGAUUACGAUGGCUAUGAGGCGAUUGCACAGAGGUUGGAGCGUGUGCUCAGCCUUAGGAUGGUCACUGCAGGCAUAGAGUUAUAUGAUAUUAUGCAGGAUUGCCUAACGAUCGCCAAAGGGGGAGUCAGUGCUGAUGGAAGUGUCAGGGCUCGACAGAGAUGGCGCACAGAGCAUUGA
Molecule: messenger RNA, 666 nt
Organism: Glycine soja
Lineage: Eukaryota; Viridiplantae; Streptophyta; Magnoliopsida; Fabales; Fabaceae
Exons: 2
Coding region: 1-666 (221 amino acids)
Source: RefSeq, a predicted model, not a curated record